CGACGAUCCAGUGUUGAGAAAGAUCAAAAUGAGUACCGCCAAGUGGGAAAGCAAUGAGGAGAUCAAGAUCUUUCGCGAAUACCUUCGCAUACCAACGGUGCAUCCGAAUGUGGAUUACACCGCCUGUGUGGAAUUCUUGAAGCGGCAGGCGGCCAGCUUGGACCUGCCCGUGGAGGUUAUCUAUCCGGUCAACCAGCAGAAUCCUGUGGUGGUGCUGAAGUGGCAGGGAUCUCAGCCCGAACUGCCCUCCAUUAUCCUUAAUUCGCACACGGAUGUGGUGCCCGUUUUUGAGGAGAAGUGGACUCACGGUCCCUUUAGCGCGGAUCUGGAUGCAGAAGGUCGAAUCUUUGCCAGGGGAUCGCAGGACAUGAAGUGCGUGGGCACCCAGUAUCUGGGAGCAGUUCGAGCCCUCAAGGCCACCGGAUACCAGCCCAAACGGACCAUCUAUCUCACCUACGUUCCAGAUGAGGAGGUGGGCGGUCAUCUCGGAAUGCGGGAGAUGGUCAAGAGCGACUACUUCAAGAAGCUCAACGUGGGAUUCAGUUUCGACGAGGGCAUCUCCAGCGAGGACGACACUUACGCCUUGUACUAUGCGGAAAGGACUCUGUGGCAUCUCCAUUUCAAGUUCAGUGGAACUGCUGGACACGGAUCUCUGUUGCUGCCCAAUACGGCUGGCGAGAAACUGAACUAUGUGGUGGCCAAGAUGAUGGAGUUCCGUAAAUCACAGGUACAGAAACUGGCGGACGACUCUUCCCUCGCAAUUGGCGAUGUGACCACCGUGAAUCUCACCCAACUGAGGGGCGGAGUGCAGAGCAACGUGGUGCCUCCGCUGCUCGAAGCUGUCUUUGACAUCCGCAUUGCCGUCACCGUGGACAUCGCUGCCUUUGAGAAGCAGAUUCGCGACUGGUGCGAGGAGGCUGGUGGCGGCAUUGAGCUGGAGUUCGAGAUGAAGAACCCCUUUGUGGAGCCCACAAAGAUUGACGCAUCCAAUCCCUACUGGGUGGCCUUCAAGAAGGCUCUCGACGACCUUGGCCUCAAGACACGGGUUCAAGUUUUCCCCGGCGCCACGGACAGUCGCUAUGUUCGCUAUGCUGGCAUUCCAGCUCUGGGCUUCUCGCCGAUCAACAACACCCCCAUCCUGCUGCAUGACCACGAUGAAUUCCUGAAAGCCGACACCUAUUUGCAUGGCAUUGAGGUCUACAAGAAACUCAUUCCCGCUGUGGCCGAUGCUUAGUAAAUGAUUCCAGCACUAAAAUAACGAAAUUAUGCAUUUGUGUAUUGUUUGGUUCGAAGAACUUUGUUUAAGCAUGUCAAUAAAAUCGUUUUCUAAAAGAA
Messenger RNA from Drosophila elegans, 1335 nucleotides. RefSeq names its product aminoacylase-1-like. The record is from RefSeq and is a predicted model, not a curated record. The transcript has 5 exons. Gene Ontology annotation, biological process: amino acid metabolic process. Bases 29 to 1234 code for a protein of 401 amino acids. Gene Ontology annotation, molecular function: aminoacylase activity. NCBI's taxonomy places the organism in Eukaryota, Metazoa, Arthropoda, Insecta, Diptera, Drosophilidae. Gene Ontology annotation, cellular component: cytoplasm.